AUGGGAGAGGGGAACGACUAUAGUGCUAAUUUUUAUUCAACAAGAAAUCUCCCUUUUUCAGCUCCAGUUUGGGAAUUGGUUACUUCAGAUUGGAAAAGAUUCAGUAACAAUCCAGAAGAAAGCAGUGCUGAUUUGAGCGAAGAUGAACGUGAAGAAUGGACACAAGUAUUUAACGAAGCAUUAACUAAAAGCAAAUGUUUAAAUGGUGGAGCAAAAUUUGUUGAAGGAUACAAACAUUUUAACCCAACCAGGGGAAUUGAUUAUUUAAUUGAUUUGGAGUGUGAUAACAAUGAAAUAUUUGAACGUAUACAAGUAAGCAGACCAAUACAUUCUACAAAAUUGUUGGAAAAAGUUCCUUAUGUUAAAGAGGAUCGUGAAAUUGCUCUUUUAGUUCCAGUAGAAACUCCAGCCCAAAUUUACAGUCUUCAUCCCCUUCUGCGUCGAAUUUUAUCAAUUUGUAUGUCUGGAGCUGUCGAAGGACGUCAAUUAAGAGUUUUGGUUGCUGCUAGAAAUGUUGAAGCAUUGCCCCUUCGAUUGUUGGGGGAAAACUUGGCAGAAAUGAGACGAAGAUGUCGUUCAAUGGACUCAGACCUUUUACUUCUCAAACCAGAUCCAAAUUAUCGAACAACAAUAGAAUUAGCAGCAUUGGAUGAAGCGGUUGAUCGUUUUGGACAACAAAAUCUUUUUUUACUUCUUUCACCAUUUUCUGAUUUUCAACCAGAUUUUCUUGAUCGUGUCCGGUUAAAUACAAUUCAACAUUUUCAAGUCUUUUUUCCUAUUGGGUUUACAGAAUUUAAUCGAAUUGUAACUGGAUUAACACCUAAAGAAGCUGAAGCAUUUGUAAUUCAUAAGGAUAGGGGAAGAUUUGAUUCGGAUGAUGAAUGGCCAGUAGCUGCAUUAUUUGGUGCCGAUUUUGCUUCAGCUCGUAUUCUUCAUCCAAAUGCUCGUUCAGUCGUUACACUUUUCCUCAAUCAAUCAAAUGUCCACAUUUUUCGUGCCGUCGAGCCUUCAUUAAGAAUUAGACCACAUUUACGUGUUUGCACUUUUGAACAUUAUUACCCCUCUAUUGAACAAAGACAACGUUGUGAAAGACGUAGAAGAUUGGCACUUGGAACGAGGGCACAAUUAGCAAAACUUUUUCUUCUUGCAAUAACUCCCCCAAAUGGAUUCGCGUAAUUUUAAAUUUUUUUAUUUCUAUUCUCUCACUAAUUCUAAAUGUGCAUUAUAUAUAUUUUUUGAUUUUUGCCGUUAUUUAUCUUUAUAAUUGCAAUCCCAGUUUUUAAAAAUUUUUAUUUUUAGUUAUGAUAGCAAUAAUAUAUUGAUAGAUAGCUCUAACGAACAAAGAAACCGUUCCUCCUCCAUGUGGCAACCUCCAUAAUUUUUGGUGGGUAUACCAAUAAUAAUUUUUAGGGUCAAUAUUAGUCCUUUUAAAAGCUUCUCCUCACUAAAAUAUCCCAUUGAAAAAUAGAAGUCCUCUCU
Meloidogyne enterolobii is the source of this 1479-nucleotide messenger RNA. The record is from the annotation of a GenBank genome assembly. NCBI's taxonomy places the organism in Eukaryota, Metazoa, Nematoda, Chromadorea, Rhabditida, Meloidogynidae.